Messenger RNA from Microplitis demolitor, 1385 nucleotides. Its product is annotated as synaptic vesicular amine transporter. Gene Ontology annotation, molecular function: serotonin:sodium:chloride symporter activity. NCBI's taxonomy places the organism in Eukaryota, Metazoa, Arthropoda, Insecta, Hymenoptera, Braconidae. Bases 108 to 1385 code for a protein of 425 amino acids. Gene Ontology annotation, cellular component: synaptic vesicle membrane; terminal bouton. The record is from RefSeq and is a predicted model, not a curated record. Gene Ontology annotation, biological process: transmembrane transport; aminergic neurotransmitter loading into synaptic vesicle. The transcript has 6 exons.
UUAUUUAUUUUACAUGGGAUAAAAAUAUUGAUAGGGAACAAAUUGAUCAUGACCAUCUUGAUGAUGAUUUGAUAAAAAUUAAAACUGUGGAUUGUUUGAGUGACAACAUGGAGAUGAUUAAAUUAAAGCUCAUGCUGGUGGCUGUUGUGUAUCUGAGCUUGUUUUUGGAUAAUGUUCUUUUGACUGUUGUUGUGCCCAUAAUCCCCGACUACUUAUGCAGCAUCGGCGAGAACUCAACAGACGAAAAUGGCCGAAUGGGUUUGCUCCUCAGUUCAAAAGCCCUAGUCCAGCUUCUUCUAAACCCAUUAAUCGGUAGCUUGACAUUCACCGUCGGCUAUUUCAAGCCUCUUUUCAUCGGGAACCUCUGCCUGCUUCUAGCCGCCCUACUUUUCGCAUUCGGGCGGUCCUACGAGUUUCUUUUCCUCGCACGAAGUAUCCAAGGAGUCUCAUCAGCCUGCAUCGGAGUGUCCGGAAUGUCUAUGGUAGCUGCCCAAUAUCCCGAAGAAGAAGAACGUUCCCGAAUAAUGGGGUUCGUUUUGGGCGCCAUUGCUCUAGGAGUUUUGGUUGGUUACCCAAUCGGGUCGAUUCUCUACGACAUCGAAGGCAAGAUGGCGCCUUUCCUACUGAUUUCGUCCCUAAUUUUGAUUCCUCUCAGCUUUCAGAUUUUCCUCUGGGACGUAGAGACGGUUCCUAAAGACGUUAUCAAGUCAGAAAAUUCUACUAGUUGGACAAAACUUCUCUUUCAAGGCAAAAUAUUGAUCAUAGCGGGCGCCAUUUUGGCUUCGACUUCACCAAUGGCCAUUUUGGAACCCUGUCUACCGAUUUGGCUGCGUUCAAACAUAAAACCCGAGAAGUGGCAGUUGGGAAUGGUCUUCAUUCCAGAUAGUAUUGGAUAUUUAUUGGGCACAAACUGCUUCGGAAUGGCGGCCUAUCGGUAUGGAAGAUGCAAGACCGCAGUGGUCGCGAUGACUCUUAUCGGCGUUAGUGUGAUUUUUUUACCGACUGCUACGACCAUGGGACAGUUGGUAAUACCGCAUCUGGGAAUGGGGUUGGGUAUCGGCAUUGCAGAUGCAGCGUUGGUGCCGCUACUGGCGAGUUUUGUCGAUCAGGAUGGGAACUACGGGCCGGUUUACUCUGUCCAGCAGGUCGCUGUCAGCCUCGCUUACUCUCUGGGUCCAAUAGUCGGCAGUGAAUUAGUUCGUAUGAUCGGGUUUCAAUGGGUCAUGAGAAUAGUUGGUCUUAUAAAUCUAGCUUAUUGUCCGCUGCUUAUCUACCUCGCAAUAACAACUAAAAAAUAUUUAUUGAGCCAAGACGUCAAAGAUUACGAUUCUAUUGUUAAAACUGAUUUGCAGUACAAAAGAUUCCAAGAUGACGACGAUCUUUGA